This is a messenger RNA of Mobula hypostoma (lesser devil ray), 2689 nucleotides long. Its product is annotated as phosphoinositide-interacting protein-like. The transcript has 2 exons. Gene Ontology annotation, biological process: positive regulation of cation channel activity; phosphatidylinositol-mediated signaling. The coding region runs from base 232 to 633 and encodes 133 amino acids. Gene Ontology annotation, molecular function: phosphatidylinositol bisphosphate binding; transmembrane transporter binding. The record is from RefSeq and is a predicted model, not a curated record. Gene Ontology annotation, cellular component: plasma membrane. NCBI's taxonomy places the organism in Eukaryota, Metazoa, Chordata, Chondrichthyes, Myliobatiformes, Myliobatidae.
UAUUCAUAUCAUGAAUUCUCGCUGUUAUACAUCUGUCGCUCUUUAACGGAGAGCAAUGUUUCCAAUGACAAACUACAAGGAGGAGGCACAGCCUUAAUCUCACUUCGUUUUGGGGCUUUCCAUAGACGGGACCCUGGGAUAAGGAGAACGCGAGCGCCCGGCGGAAAGAGGUGUCAGAGCUGGGAAGGAGUGAAGAUACAGAGAAAGCUGGCAUCCACCCCGGACACAGAGAUGAAAUCAAGUUCAACUGAGAACACGAAUCUCGGCAUGCCAUUGUGCUCAGAGUCCAAAGAUCUACUGACUAGUCGUGCAGGAAGUACUUUUUACAGCAGUUCGAGAAGUGUAUCCAUUUGGACCUCAGAGCCACAGACAGCCUGGGAAGUUUAUCACAAACCUAUCAUUGUCAUGUCGAUUGGAGGAGCAUUUUUCAUUUUGGGUUCCAUUGCAACUGGCUUGUACUUUGCACAGAUCACCAAGAAAACAUGCAAUAUACUGGGGCCAGCAUUUCUGUCGCUUGGGAUAAUGUUUCUUGUAUUUGGAUUGGUCUGGCUUCCUAUUCUCAAAGAAAAGCAACAAAAGAAGUCUGUGUCUAGAUAUUUCAGGAAGCAGAGGUCACCAUUGUUUGCCUUGUGAGGUAAAAUGGCACAACAGAGAUUCUUGGAUACCUUCACAAUAAUAUAUAUAUUUAUGUGGACCUGUAGGAAUUAAUGGAGAUGAUAAACCACUCCGUAUAUAUGUGCUUUGGAUUCAGUGAACAUGACAGACUUCAUUUUAUAGGCACCUUUUGGGAUCUGAGGAUAUCCCAAGAACUUUAUAAUCAAUUAUAUACUUAUUUUUGAAGUAUAGUCACAGGGGAAGUUCAUAAAAUAUGGAAUAAAGUCACAGUGUGGCUUUUGAAAUAUUUUAUUUGUUUGCUAUCGCCUGAAGUAAGUGGAACAGUAACGGUUUCAAGAUUCUAUUUCAUGUCCAACGUUGUGGAACUUGAUCAGAAAUUUAACAAUGGCUUUUUAGGGUCAUUCAGUUCUAGCUUACAAGUAAAUGAGACUCCAAGAAUUGCUGUCUCAAACAGUGUUAUUUACUCUGCAAUGAACAGUUUCAGAAGCUGUAAAAUAAAUUAUGCCAGUAAUGAAUUAUAAUUGAUAAUAUAAAGUUAUUGUAAAUAUUAUCGAAUUAAGUCAAUUACUCCAUAAUAGCAAGGAAGAAAAUGUGCAUGUCUUUUGUGUGAACAAAGUCGUACAGUGGGGCAUAAUUUUAGGCGUCAUUCUGAGAUAGAAGAAAUGCAACAAAACCAAAUAUUGCACUCAAAUAUUAGUAACCUGCCUUAAUUCAUUGGAAGGUGUUUGCAAAAUGUAAAGUGUGAGCCAUUCUUAUAAUUACUUGCUUUCCAGUGAAUUUGUCAAAGCGAACCUUAUGUUAACUCUUUAUACCCAUCGGGAUUUGUAACUGAUGAGGAUUGCACUACAUUUCCUGCUAACUCAGCUCUUAAUUUUUAAAUAUGCAAGUGAUUGUACAUUACAUAGAGCAUACCGUAAAGGUAAUCUCAAGGAAUAUGAAGAUAGAAUUGCAUCUUUCAACAUCAGCAAAUUACAUUUUGAAAGCAUCUUUCACCUUGGGGGAGAAAAAAACAAUGUUUUGUAAAAAUAGACACAAUUUGAGAAUCAUUUCUAUGAUUUAUUUACGUCAUUGGCAAAGAAAGGUUAAGCUAAAUGUGUUCCUUUUACUGAGGUUCAAUAAAAUUCAGCUAAGUGAGGACAUAAUCUUUGUAAAAUGAUAAAUAUAAUUAAAUUUAGUUUAAACAUAAAGAGGAUUAUAAUUUGAUAUUUCUCUUAUGAUUCCCAUAGAUGGAUUCAAUAACUUUGGGAAUUCUUCCAUUUAGGAUAAAUGAGCCAAACAUACCUUAUUUUAAUCAUAUUGGUAGAAGUGACAGCUUCUGUUAUUCACAUCCUUUUUUUGCCAACUAAAAGUUAUCAUUUUCUUUUUUUCCCCCAUUCCCUAGCUGGAGUCCAACAUGAGAACUGUGCAAGAGAUAGCUUAUGAAAGAGUACCUUCUUUAUCAUGUUCAAUUUAGGAACUAUAAAUAACAUCUGAUAUUACUUUCCCUUUAUGUGAUUAGUUAUCACCACUUUCUUCACCAUGAGCACUUUAAAUGGUUGACUAACUCUUGACUGAGAAUCUCUCAGUAAUGAUUUGGAAUCAGGGAAGAUAUUAAGUGAUGGGUGCUAAGUCAUCAAUCUACUUUUUUAAAAAUCUAACAAAGAAUACCUUUUGCAAAUCUUUGAGCGUGAUUUUAACCAUAAGCAGUAAAGAGGAGGAUGGUUAGGUUUCCACAGUGAUCCUAAAUUCUAUACAAAUUAUGAAAACAGGCUCAAGCGUUACGAGGACACAAGGGACUGCAGAUGCUGGGACCUAGAACAACAGGUAAAGCACUGAAGGAACUCAGCAAGCCAGGCAGCAUCCGCUUUCCAUUUCCCUCGAUCGAUGCUGCUUGACCCUCAGAGUUCCGUCAGAGCUUUCUGUGUGGAUAUACACAAAGGUUUAGUCCUUUUUGGCAAGAGUUUAUUGAAUCUUAGUAUCAGCAUUUGAUGUUCUUUUUAGCAGUAAUUAAUUGUGACUGUUCCAAUAACAUAAAAUUUUGCACUAAAAGUAUCUCCAAAGGUAUGGAUCUUGACUGUGCAUGAAUGUGGCAGAA